This is a messenger RNA of Musa acuminata subsp. malaccensis (wild Malaysian banana), 2255 nucleotides long. RefSeq names its product probable plastid-lipid-associated protein 14, chloroplastic. NCBI's taxonomy places the organism in Eukaryota, Viridiplantae, Streptophyta, Magnoliopsida, Zingiberales, Musaceae. Gene Ontology annotation, biological process: protein phosphorylation. The record is from RefSeq and is a predicted model, not a curated record. Gene Ontology annotation, molecular function: ATP binding; protein kinase activity.
CCCACCUCUCCGCCGCUCCCUCCUCUCCUCCUCCUCCCCCUUUCCCUCACCCUCUUCGUCGUAGGGUUCCAUUAGAUCUCUCCCUACCCCACCCAUGGCGCUUUGCGGAGUCGCCUUCCUCCCGGCGGCGGCCGCGCCCGACGCGCUCAGGAUCGGCCUCCCGAUUGGCGCGGCUUCGCCCUCUCCCCGCCCCCGGCGCCUGACGGGACCCCUGCAUCCGCGCAGGCGCCAGGCGACGUGCUCUCUGGGGAGGAUCGCGUCAUUUGCGGCCUCCACCGGCGCCGAGGAGGUGGCUGCGGCGGAGGCGGCGGAUGAGGAGGAGGUCGGGCCGGUCGUCAAGUUCAAGAUGUCCCACUUCAUCGUCUCUGAUCACGUUAGCGUCGGACUUCAGGGAAGGUCGGACGAGGUGAUCUACGAGGCGACCGUUCGCGAUCCCAACAGCCCACUGUACAAUUCGAGGGUAGUGCUUCGACAACUGACGAGCGUGCAAGCCAAGCGCAGAGGUCGUCGUGCAUUAGAGGUGCUGAAGAGGCUUGCUCGGCGCAAGCUUAUGUACCACUCCUAUGCAAUGCAAGUCUAUGGCUAUGUAUCUCCUUCGAAUACUGGGGAUGAUGUCCCAUUCACCUUGGUGCAUGGCUAUCAUGGGAGUUAUUCUCUGAGGCACUGGCUUCAACUCUCAGACUGGUUUCCAACUUUAGAAGCUACUUUGGCACUGGAUGAAGAGUGUCUUAGGAGGGUCGGGGAUGAUUCAACAGGAGGACCUGCUGUAACUCGGCAGCUACGUCUUACAAGAAUUUUGAUGAGAGAUCUUUUGAUUGGAGUUAAUUACUUGCAUAGUCAUGGAUUAGCCCAUACUGAAUUAAGGCUGGAGAAUGUACAUAUUAGUCCAGUUGACAAACACGUAAAAAUAGGUAUCCUUGGAAAUGCUGUUGACUUUUACAACAGCAAUCCAAAUGACAGCAUGGUUGAUAGGAACAGCAACAGGAGGAAAAUGAUGAUUGCAUUUGACAUGAGAUGUGUUGGUUUCAUUAUGGCAAAAUUGAUUCUGAGGGAGCUUAUGGAUGCUUCAACGUUUCUAAAGUUCAAGUCCUUUCUGACGAAGGGAAAUGACCCUUCAUGUUUGCGCGGGUUCCUCUUGCCAAUUCUGUUCCGAGAUUCACCCUCUGGAAAUGCUGGUUUGCAGAUAAUGGAUAGGAACUGGGGUGCUGGUUGGAACCUUCUAUCACGAUUGCUGGCAUUAAAACCUUCUGAGAGGAUAAGUUGUUUGGAUGCUCUUAGACACCCAUUUUUGUGUGGUCCGAAAUGGCGCACAGGCCCGUCUAUGGAUUUGAUCCGCUGGGGCUUAGGAUCAACCACUGUUCGCAUGGCAGAAGAUUACAUCUAUGUCGGGCAUCAGCGUAACAGGAUAGCUUAUUUCAUAGAGUUGAUGGAGUUGCUUAAUCCAAGUCCAAGAACAAAGGGGUGGUUCAACUUCUUGCCUGGUAGAUGGCGCCUGUUAUACUCCACAGGAAGGCAUAUAGGAUUGACGCUUCGACAAACUACACCAAGUGUUCUCAUCCGUGAUGUGCAUCUAACUUUCACAAAAGCUUCUGAUUCAGAUCAUCGCACUUUUUCGCUAGUGUCUGACAUUAGCUUCAAGGUCAUACCAACUCCUGAAUGGCCACACGACAAGUCUGGACCGCCCGGAAGUUUGCGUGUCGAGUCCUGUGUCAAGAUCUGCCCUGGACGAAGGCUUUAUCCUAAAGAAGAGGAUGGUGAAGCCAGCAGUACUCUUUUCCAAAACUCUUCUGCUCAUAACUUGUCUCGUAGGAAAUGGAAGGGGAUGGGCAAUAUUAAGGAGCUCCCAUCCAGCGUCCCCACCGUGAAACUUUUGGUGGACGACAUUGAUGUAUCGAUGAGACUCGAUUCAUCGUCGUUAAGCGUCGACACCGCCGAGAAAGUUCUUCGGGAGGUUCGCACUCAGAUCCCUUUUGAAAUGUUUGAUGUGUCUAAAUUUGUUUGCGGCACUUAUGUAGACUCAAGAAUGAUGGUUCUUCGUGGAGUCAGUGGAUCGGCUCUGCUCUUCACAAGAUCAUGUCCGACGAAUGAUGCUAUCUAAAUGUUUUUUGUUUUUUUUUUGGGAGAAAAAGCAAUGUGUAGAUUCUUUUUCUUCUCUCUCGAUGUAAAACAAAAAACAAAAAACUUGUACCAUUAUGAACACAUUGUAUUAUUUCUUGAAAUGUUUGAGUGCCAGCCACAUUACAUGGUGACCCAAA